Molecule: messenger RNA, 3994 nt
Organism: Sinocyclocheilus rhinocerous
Lineage: Eukaryota; Metazoa; Chordata; Actinopteri; Cypriniformes; Cyprinidae
Gene: nfatc3b
Product: nuclear factor of activated T cells 3b
Exons: 10
Coding region: 418-3417 (999 amino acids)
Biological process (GO): regulation of transcription by RNA polymerase II; calcineurin-NFAT signaling cascade; cytokine production
Cellular component (GO): transcription regulator complex
Molecular function (GO): transcription factor binding; DNA-binding transcription factor activity, RNA polymerase II-specific; RNA polymerase II cis-regulatory region sequence-specific DNA binding
Source: RefSeq, a predicted model, not a curated record
ACGCUCUCUCUCGCUCUCUCUCGCUCUCUCGCUCUCUCUCUCUCUCUCUCUGCGAGGGUUUGCAGUCUGUCAGAUGUCUGUCUGGAGUCGCGGGGUGAAAUGUAACUUUACUCCAUCCAUCUACAUGUGCGCGAGACUUCAGAUCAACACCGAACCCAGCAUGGGAUUAUUAAACGCAGCGGGAAGUCAACAAAGUCCGAGAAGAAACAACAUCAAAGGCUCGGUCUAACCAACUUCUGAGAGGAAAAAAGGACGUUUUGGACCGUGUGUUCCGGGUUUUCGCGCUGACACCAUCUCGUUAUGUCAACCAAAGUGACUCUUGUAGAAAGUUAUUGAGUGUUAUUGCGUUUGCGCACGCAUGGACUUGUUUGUUUUUGUAAUUUAAUAGAACGAAGUAGAGCUGAGGUCUCUAAUGCAAUGACUACUAACUACAGAGAGGAGCUGGACUUCAGACUGAUGUUCGGGGAGAGCAGUUACACUCAGCUGCUGGGCCACCCAGAAUCCAGAUCGGAUGAUGAUGCCACCUGCUACCCUCUCUUUCCUCCUGGGCCUCACCAUCCCACAGAACAGCAGGAGAGCUGUACAAACCCAUCUUAUGGCACCCCUCACCCUGGUUCCCUCCAGCCCAUGGAGUCUCCCAGCCGGGUAUUUGACUGUCCUAGCAUCCAAAUCACCUCUAUCCCAGCCAACUGCCACCAGGACCUGGGCGCGCACCAGUUGGACCAGUCUGCAGGUGCUUGUGGGGAAGCCAGUGCUGGGUCUCUAUCAAGGGACCAGCUCUUCCUGCCAUUGGAUGCAUCGUACAGGGACACGUCCUCACUGUGUCCCAGCCCCUGCAGUAGUUUGUCCUCCCGCAGCUGGUUGUCUGACGCCUCAUCCUGUGAAUCCUUCUCACACAUCUACGAUGACGUGGAGGCAGAAUUGAAUGAGGCAGCCGCUCAAGUUCGGCUGGCUUCUCCUCUAGUGUCGCCGCUGGCGUCUCCUCUGCCGUCCCCACUUACUUCUCCCCAGGCGUCUCCUCAAGUGUCUCCGCUUGUCUCUCCCUUUGGUUCUCCGGGAUGUAUGGCUGCAUAUGGAGAUGAUCCUUGGUACCGUUACCAACAACAUCAUCAGCAACCUCUACAAUAUCAUUGCGCCCAAUCGCUGUCGCCGUAUCAGUCACCCCGCACCAGCAUCACUGAGGAAACGUGGCUCAGUCCCCGUCCACACUCCUCAUCCUCGCGGCCCUCUUCUCGGCCAACCUCGCCAUGUGGAAAAAGGCGACAUUCCAGUGCAGAGGUCAUUCCCGGUUUGGCAUCUCCUCACCUUUCCCCCAACAUAACACCAUCUCAUUCUCCUCGGGAGAGUGUCACUGAGGAGACAUGGAUGGGAGGCGCCACAUUUGCUCCCUACCAGACCUUUCCAUUGGAGGUAGACAUCCCAUCCAAAACAAGAAGAACGUAUCAGACCAACCACAACCAGGAUCAAGUGGCUCUGUUGCCUGGACAAGAGGACUCAAGUUUUCAAGACCCAGGUCUUGCAAAUCCAUCGCUAAACUCAGGCAUAACCAUGUUCCUCCCCAGUUUAAAGAAAGAGGAUAUGGUGGAACAUUUUUUAGCCGUCCCAACACACUUCCCUUGGGUUAAACCCAAACAAGUCAGCACUCCUUUAUACAGGUCCACAUCUUUACCUCCACUGGACUGCCAUCUGCCCAGUCAGUGUGGCCAGUGUGAGUUAAAGAUGGAGAUCCAACCUAAACCUCACCACAGAGCCCAUUAUGAGACGGAGGGCAGUCGCGGGGCCAUUAAAUCAGACUGCGGAAGACACCCUGUUGUUAAGCUAAUAGGUUAUAAUGAAAAACCCGUCAGCCUGCAGAUGUUCAUCGGGACAGCGGAUGAGCGUUACACCAGGCCACACCCAUUCUAUCAAGUGCACAGGAUUACUGGGAAAACCGUAGCGACGCCGAGUCAAGAGACAGUGAUAUCCAGCACCAAAGUUCUCGAAAUUCCUCUCCUGCCUGAAAACAACAUGUGUACCAGCAUUGACUGUGCUGGGAUCCUGAAGCUACGGAAUUCAGACAUCGAGUUGCGGAAAGGAGAGACGGAUAUCGGGCGUAAAAACACACGUGUGCGUGCUGUGUUCCGUGUUCAUAUCCCUCAACACAAUGGAAAAGUGCUGUCACUGCAGGUGGCGUCCAUGCCUAUAGAAUGCUCUCAACGAUUAUCUCAGGAACUUCCCCAAAUCGAGAGCUUUAGUCCCGCCUGUGGUUCUGUGAAUGGAGGAGAAGAGAUGCUUAUAACAGGCCAAAACAUCAAUCCAGAGUCAACAGUUGUCUUCCAAGAAAAGAGCUCUGAUGGUAAAACACAAUGGGAGGUCGAUGUGAGGGCUUUACAAGAAAAGAGUCAAAAUGUAAACACCACAAGCAUAGUGGUAAAGAUUCCUCCGUACUACAAGAAAACCACGGCUUCCUCCACCCAGGUGCAGUUCUACGUUAGCAAUGGCAAGAGGAAGAGAAGUGCCUCACAGUUCUUCACCUAUCUUUCAGCAGUGCAGGUGAAGCAGGAGUUUGGCUUAAGGGCGGACCUUAACACCAAUGAACUUGGAGGGCAGCAUCCGACCACCUCCCCAGCAGGUCUCUUCACCACCAGAGACCCGCUUGCGUCAGAUGAGGUCCAGCCUCUUGAGCAGUGGCUGCUGUCUGAAGGGACAGUUUGUGCUCCAUCUUCCACCCAUCUCAGUUACUCCCCUCAGGAUCCUUUCUAUCUGAGCCGCUCUCAUCCAGCAGAAAGAAGCCUUAAUGCUGAAGCAGACCUCCACCCUAUGUUCCACCCAUCAUUGGUGGAUUUCAACAACUCUUUCUACCAAAAGCCUCAACAGGAUCUGUCUUACAAAGAACAACCUAGUCUUCCAAUGGUUGGUGGCUCACUGCAAGGCUGCAAGUCAUCCCAAAUCUUAGCAGAGCAACCAAGGUCUCAACUAGGCAAAGGAUACCAAGGCAUACCUACAGAACACAGUCAAAAUCUCCACAACCUUGGUCCUGUCUCUGUGUCCAAUACAUCCGUGCUAACUAGCCCAAAUGUGGAUACAUCCGGUCUGCACACUGUGGAUCCUGUGCAAUUCCCACAGGCUCCGUCUUCCCAGGUGCUUCCUCUUUCCCAUCAGCCUACUCUUGCAAAAGUGCCUUCUAACUCACCGUCCAUCAGCGAGAGCUUGAUGGACCCUCAGCCUUUAGGUGCAUCUCUUCAGGAGCCCAGCAAAAGUUACAGUAUGUCACAAGAUGGAGAACACCUUCACAUUAAACAGGAACCCGAGGAAGAGAAAGAGCUAGCCUUUCAGUCCAUAGGCCUGCAGGAUAUCACUCUUGAUGAUGUAAGUGAAAUCAUUGUAAGAGACUUGUUCGAAACUCCAGAUUCAGGGAGUGCCAACAGUCUGCUAUAACUCCACUCAUGGACAGAGUGUCCCACCGAUUAGAAGAUCAUUGGAAAUGGUGCAUCUUGCAUAGGACUUCAGUACAGCUACUGAACUGAUAAUCAGAGAACUGGAUGGACAUCUCAUUAUAAUUGUUUUGGUCUCAGCAUCUUGCAUUACUGCACAUGUAGAAAUGAUUUUCUAUAAGCAAUACCAUGUACACAACGUUUUCAGCCUAACAGAGGAUGCAUUCAAUUAAGGAUUUUAUUUUAUUUUUUUAUCAAACGUGAAUGUAAAAUAUUGACCAGUCAGUUUUUGAUUCAAUAUGUGCCUUAACCAGACAGGCCUUUUUAUUCUCCUUUUGGAAUAAUCUGUCUUCAGUUUUCUCCUUUUGAUUGUAAAUGUAAAAUCUAUUCUUGGAAUUUAUGAUAAUCAUAGGAAGCUUCGAAUAAAUUAUUAAGACUAAAUAUGCAGCAUUGAGCAUAUAAAGCGCAAUCCCAUGUUUGAAUCUGUUAAGAGUUCACUGUAAAGAACCUUAGCAUUUCAGUAUAAUUUCUCAUGCUUUUACAAAUGCUUGAAAUGUCUUUGUAUUUAUGAAUUUUUACUG